Messenger RNA from Corylus avellana, 2058 nucleotides. RefSeq names its product lectin-domain containing receptor kinase VI.3. Gene Ontology annotation, molecular function: ATP binding; carbohydrate binding; protein kinase activity. Lineage: Eukaryota; Viridiplantae; Streptophyta; Magnoliopsida; Fagales; Betulaceae. Gene Ontology annotation, biological process: protein phosphorylation. The record is from RefSeq and is a predicted model, not a curated record.
AUGGCUGCUGCAGUAGCAAUAUUUUCUUUUGCUUUCGUUCUUCUGUUUCCUCUCGUUGCUCAAUCUCAACAAGUUGAAUUCAUCUAUACUGGAUUCAACGGAAGUGAAACAAAUAUUAUUACCACAGAGGGAGCCACAAUUAUCAAGCCCAGUGGUGCGCUUAGGCUCACCAAUUUAUCGCACAAUGUUGCAGGCCAUGCAUUCUAUCACAAACCAAUUCAAAUGAUUGACACAAAUUAUUCUUUCAACACAUCAUUUGUUUUUGCUAUAGUCCCCCCAAGCUCCGGCGAAGGUGGCUAUGGCCUUGCUUUCAUCUUAUCUCCCUCCACCAAAUUUCCUGGAGCUCAGCCUGGGCAUUACCUUGGGAUUUUCAACGAGGCCAACAAUGGUAAUGCUUCAAAUCAUAUAUUUGCAGUUGAAUUUGAUACGGUUAAAGGGUUCAAAGAGCCUUCAGACAGUGAAGGAAACCAUGUGGGAGUCAACAUCAAUGGCAUGACUUCAAAAUAUACUAGACCAGCUUCUUACUUUGUCGGCAGCGACGAAUCAAACGCGGAUGAAAUGCAGUUGGAGAGCGUUGAUCGAAUCCAAGCCUGGAUAGAAUAUGAUGGCUUACAAAAAGUUGUGAAGGUAACCAUAUCUCCUGCAUCGAAACCAAAACCAACCAUACCCCUCAUUUCCAAAAACAUCAAUCUAACCCCAGUUCUUGAGGAGAUGAUGUAUGUUGGUUUCUCCGCAGCAACAGGAAAUAAAUCAAGCUCUCAUUACAUUUUAGGAUGGAGCUUUUCACAGAAAGGAGAAGCUCCGCCUCUAAAUAUCUCUCUGCUUCCCCUACCACUUCCAAGGGAGAAAAAUCCAUCCUCUUUCAAGCCAUUUACGGCAGUCAUUGCUUCUUUAUCUGUUUUCACCUUCAUUUUAUUGGGACUUCUCUUCUUUCUUACUCUUUAUAGAAAGUUGGCCCAUCAUGAGAGUCUUGAGGAGUGGGAGUUGGAUUGUCCUCACAGGUUCAGAUACAGGGAUCUUUAUGCAGCUACCAAGGGCUUCAAACAGAGUGAGGUGAUUGGAGUUGGAGGCUUUGGUGCAGUCUACAAAGGUAUUUUACUCACCACCACAGGAAGUGAACUUGCUGUGAAGAAGAUAAUGCGUAGCUCAACACAAGGAACCAGAGAAUUUGCAGCAGAGAUUGAAAGCUUGGGAAGGUUAAGACACAAGAACCUGGUGAAUCUCCAAGGAUGGUGCAAGCACAAAAACGACCUCCUUAUAGUGUAUGAUUAUGUUCCAAACGGCAGCCUUGAUUCUCUUAUUUUCAAGCCCAAAAACAACCGCGUGUUGCCUUGGGACACAAGAUUCAAUAUCCUUAAAGGCGUCGCAUGCGGAUUACUCUAUCUGCACGAAGAAUGGGAGCAAGUUGUGAUCCACCGAGACGUGAAGUCCAGCAAUGUUUUGAUAGAUGCUGAGAUGAAUGCACGGCUGGGCGAUUUCGGCCUUGCCAGGCUAUAUGAUCACGAGAAGCCAUCGCACACCACCAAUGUCGUCGGCACAAUUGGGUACAUUGCGCCGGAAUUGGCUCGCACCGGCAAGGUUUCGACAAGCUCCGACGUCUUUGCAUAUGGGAUGUUGCUACUUGAAGUUGCUGCCGGAAGAAGACCGAUUGACUCGAGCAGUUUCGUUCUCAUCGACCAUGUAAUGGAGUGUCAUCAGAUGGGUACAGUCAGGGAAGCGGUUGACCCGAAGUUGAACUCCAUUUACGUGAUUGACGAGGUGGAGUUGGUUUUGGAACUGGGUCUUCUCUGUUCUCAUCACCGGCCAGAAGCCCGGCCGACGAUGAGACAAGUGACACGGUAUCUCAGUCGGGAUGACCCGCUUCCUGCCAUUAAUGAUUGGGGCUCCGUUGACUCUCAAAGCUUCAGCGAAAUGAACUCGAGAAUGUUGUUAGAAGCAGUUUCUUCUAAUACCAUCACGUCGGCCAGUGGCAACUUCUCCACCACUUCCAUAGACACCGGCAGAUAAUAGCUAAGAGCUAGCCAAAUUUUUUUUGAGUUACAGAUAAAUUACAUUUUA